Messenger RNA from Ipomoea triloba (trilobed morning glory), 2212 nucleotides. RefSeq names its product protein BONZAI 1-like. Gene Ontology annotation, molecular function: calcium-dependent phospholipid binding. Gene Ontology annotation, cellular component: plasma membrane. The coding region runs from base 242 to 1978 and encodes 578 amino acids. The transcript has 16 exons. The record is from RefSeq and is a predicted model, not a curated record. Gene Ontology annotation, biological process: cellular response to calcium ion. Lineage: Eukaryota; Viridiplantae; Streptophyta; Magnoliopsida; Solanales; Convolvulaceae.
UUUUCCUACAUGGCAUCAUGAUUCAUGACUCAUCUUGUCCAUUCGCCGUGAAAAUUUUUCUUUACGUUAUCGAUUCGAUGCAGUCACGCUCACGCUUAUAGAUAUGUUUAGUGUAAUAAUUAUUGAUAAUAAAUAAAGUUAGACAAUCAAUAUUCAGUAUCAGUAGUUGAAGACUUGAAGUAGUAUACCCAAUUUGAAGUUUUGAACACGACUUGUAAGCGGGCCAGCAGGCGGAACCGGAAUGGGGAAUUGCUGCUCCGACGCCGCCGCCGCCGGUCAGUCGGCGCUAGGCGGCAAUAGGAGUUUCCGAGCCAAUCCAGCAGAUGCUGCACACGACGCCGUCGAUGCCUUCCUCAAGUCUCGCGGUUACCAAGGCCUCUUCUCUCAGAUCGAGUUAUCUUUAUCUGCUUCAAAUUUGAGUGACCGUGAUGUGCUUUCCAAGAGUGAUCCUAUGGCAGUUGUUUAUACAAAAGGGAAAGAUGGCUCACUUCAAGAGCUGGGCCGUACAGAAGUAGUUUUAAAUUCAUUGAAUCCCAAAUGGAUUACGAAGUUUACUAUGACAUAUCAAUUUGAGAUGGUUCAAAAUUUGGUGUUUCAUGUGUAUGAUGUUGACACACAUAUUCAUCAUCAAGAUGUUAAGAUGCUUAAACUGGAGGAGCAAGAUUUUCUUGGUGAGGCCAGUUGCACAUUAUCUGCGAUUGUCACAAAACCAAGCAGAUCUAUAACCUUAGAUCUUUUGGACAGAGAAAAAUCUUCUGCUACAACACAUGCCCAAAGAUUUGGCAAGCUCACUAUUUGUGCAGAGGAAAGUGUCACCUCAAAGACUACAGUAGAGUUGAUAUUUAGGUGUUCAGAUUUGGAAUCCAGGGAUUUGUUCUCAAAAAGUGAUCCUUUUCUAGUGGUACUCAAAACCACUGAGGGCGGACAAGCUGUUCCUAUUUGCAAAACUGAAGUUUUGAAAAAUAACCACAGUCCAAAAUGGAAACCAGUUUACUUGAGUAUUCAACAAGUUGGAAGUAAGGACAGCCCAUUGACUAUUGAAUGUUACGACUUCAAUAGCAACGGAAGACAUGACUUGCUUGGAAAGGUUCAAAAAUCACUCUCAGAGUUGGAAAAAUUACAUGCUUCCAGGGCAGGGGCAAAUUUCUUUAUACCCACUACUGUUGGGACAUCACAUCAGAACAAGGUUAUAAAGAGUCAGCUGUUUGUUGAAAAGUUUUCUGAAAAAAUCCAGCAUUCCUUCCUUGAUUACUUGGCAUCAGGCUAUGAACUUAACUUCAUGGUGGCCAUUGACUUUACUGCUUCAAAUGGAAAUCCACGCCUAUCUGAUUCACUGCAUUAUAUUGAUCCUUCAGGACGUCCGAAUGCAUAUCAAAGAGCAAUCACAGAGGUUGGAGGAGUAUUGCAGUUUUAUGAUUCAGACAAACGCUUUCCUGCAUGGGGAUUUGGAGCACGACCAAUUGAUGGUCCAGUCUCCCAUUGCUUCAACUUGAAUGGAAGCACUAGUUACUGUGAGGUUGAAGGAAUCCAGGGAAUUAUGAUGGCCUAUACAAAUGCCCUUUUCAAUGUAUCACUUGCUGGACCAACUUUAUUUGGACCAGUGAUAAAUGCAGCAGCACAGAUAGCUGGUGAAUCUGCAACUAGAAAAGAACAAAAGUAUUACAUCUUAUUAAUAAUCACGGAUGGAGUCAUAACUGAUCUGGAAGAGACAAAGGAUGCCAUUAUUAGGGCAUCAGAUCUGCCAUUGUCAAUUCUUAUUGUUGGAGUGGGAGGAGCUGACUUCAAGGAAAUGGAGAUAUUAGAUGCCGAUAAAGGUGAUAGACUUGAAAACUCAUUUGGAAAGGUUGCAUCCCGCGAUAUUGUUCAAUUUGUCCCAUUACGAGAUAUGCAAAGUGGAGAGAUGUCUGUUGUUCAAUCACUUUUAGCAGAGCUUCCUUCUCAGUUUCUGGCAUAUGUGCGAGCUCAUCCAACUGUAUAAAGGCAUGUGCAUUUUCUGUACAAAAAUAGUCAUGUUUGAUUUCUGAUUUCAAUGUGUUUGCGGUGCCAAAGCAAGGGCCUUUUUGUAUUUCGUUCGUAAGGUUUCAGCUCCUUGUUUCUUAUUAUGUGAAUUUUGUUAAUUAAAUAGAUAACGUUAUUUUUACCCAUGAAGGGUAAUGUUGGAUAAUUUUUGCGCUAACCACAUUUGAAUUGAAACUUUUCUGGUAGUGUCAAA